This is a messenger RNA of Effrenium voratum, 543 nucleotides long. NCBI's taxonomy places the organism in Eukaryota, Dinophyceae, Suessiales, Symbiodiniaceae. The record is from the annotation of a GenBank genome assembly.
AUGAAGCUGAUACCAGCGCAUGCCCUGAUGCACGAGAAGGGGCCUUGUGACCUGCGAUCCAUCCGCGGCGUGGACGCGACAGCUUGCGGCAGCCAAGACCAGCCCCGCUGGGCGCUGGGCAGUGGGGAGUCCUGCGAGGUGCGGUGCAGCUGGGGCCAGUACCCCCAGGGCAUGCCGAGAAGUUCCAGCCUCGUGACCUGCAACUACGGGCAGCUGUCGCAGCCUGACUUCUCCUGUGCCCCGAUGGCCUGCAGCGCUCCGCAGGUGGCGCACGUUGCCAGCCCUGGGUGUGAGGAAGGCAUGCAGGCCACCAUUGGCGCCAUCCAAAGCUCAGGAUGUGUCAUUAUGUUCACCGAUUGCCUGCAGCACAAGCCCACAUCACGCACAGGUCCCAGUCGGCUGAAGCGCCGUGCAGGUCGAGUGCUUUUUCGGGAAAGGCUCUGGUGCUCUGGUGCCAUGUACCGAGUGCCGGUCGUGCCGAGCCCCUUGGAUGGUCGGGGCGCCCAGGGUGUGGCGUACCUGGAUGGCGGGACCUCGGCUUGA